Molecule: messenger RNA, 2879 nt
Organism: Clupea harengus (Atlantic herring)
Lineage: Eukaryota; Metazoa; Chordata; Actinopteri; Clupeiformes; Clupeidae
Gene: bida
Product: BH3 interacting domain death agonist
Biological process (GO): positive regulation of release of cytochrome c from mitochondria; positive regulation of extrinsic apoptotic signaling pathway; apoptotic mitochondrial changes
Cellular component (GO): cytoplasm; cytosol; mitochondrion
Source: RefSeq, a predicted model, not a curated record
AACUGAUCGGUGAUAGGUUAGGUUAAAACGGGAGGAGAGACACAGUUGAGACACUACGUUUUACAGUAAUUGGGAGAAACAAAACAACCUGUUGACACAGAGAAUACUGAGUUGCCACCGGGAUAGGACCAGCAUGGAUGUUACCGGAGAUGCAAACACUGCCUUCGGUAACAUUACAUCCCAGGUCUUCUUAACGUUCUUGCAACAAAAAGGUUGUCAAAACGUUGAACUGGAACAGGAACUGUCAGACUUGGAAAGGAAGCUGAAACAUGUUCAAGAUAUCAACUGCAACAGUGUCGGGUUAGCGUGUACCUACGGCGCACCUAACAGAGAAGUUUACAGUGGGGAUGACGAUGAACUCCAAACAGACGGACACUCGCCUUCCGUUCACUUUCAGCAUCUUUUGCAAAACCACCAUCCCAACGUGCACGCGCCACCACCAGCGGUUCCAAUCCCUGAUCCUGCUCUGAGAGGCGUGGCCCUAGAGUUGAUAGAAAUUGCAGACCAGUUGGAGAACAGCGUGAUGGCCCGUGCCACAGACAACCUCUUAAGAUCUCUGCAGAACUCUAACUCACUGCAAUGGAGCAAGCACCUGGCACAGGCGGUUGAGAAUGUUCACGGAGCUCUGCAGCGGAGUCGCGGUCUGGAUGAUCUCCCUCAGGAGCGUCUGCUUAUGGCCCUCUCCCUCUCACUCAUCAAGGGGGUGUGCGAGCGCACCCCUCGUUUCCUUUGUGACCUCUUCCGCAUCUGGCAGCAGCAGGACCACCACCUCAGGUGACCCCCCUCAACCCCCAAACCCACACCCACCUCUGGUCAAGGAAUGCAAUUUGCAUUGGAUGCCAUCUUCACUCAGCAGGAGUGAGGAGAUUUGGUCUGAAACUAGAGAGCUAACUGCCUGAAAGGCCGGCAUAAACCUUUCAAACACCACCAAUAGCCCCACAGGCACACCUCCAUGAAGCUGGCCACCCAUGUCAUCAAAUUUUUUUUUUUGUUUGUGCUGGUUUGUGCCAUAAAAACAUUGUGCUGUUACGCCCCCUGUUCAGACCCCCCCCCCCCCCCGACACACACACACACACACACACACACACACACGUUAAAACACAAGAGGGAAAACAUUGAAAUAAGAACACUACCACCAAACCUACAGACAUGAACAUCUGUCACUACAAACUGUCGGAGUACUUCCCAUAACAAGCACAACACGGAAGUACAGGCAAUCACACAAACAUCACUCCCAUUACAAGCCACAAUAUUACUGUGAUGUGAAUGUAACAUUGACAUGAGGUGAAUGGUAACAUGUGAGGUAAAUGUAAUCAGCACAUUGGUGUUGUUGUUGUUGUUGUUAUAAUUCAUCAAUAAUGUUGAUGAAUGAAUGGCUAAUAAAAAAAAAGGUAAAAUUGAGUUCUUUGGACAUAUACCCCGAAUGUAUUAAGUCAACAGAGCUUUAACCUUAACAAGACUUCUAAGACUUCAACUAUCUCCUUAUACCGUGUCAACAUGUGAGGAGUAGAUGUCGUCUCCUUACCAAUACUAGUACACCUGGACAGCAGGCUUGACUGAGCCAUGUAGAUGUGGAGUUAUCCUUGAAAACUGAAAAACUUUUAAGAUCACAAUGACCACAAUCAUUUAUAUUUGAUGUCGGAAGACACAGGAAGAGAUGUUGAUUCAGUUUUAUAUCACUGAAAUAUGAUCUUCAUAGUACUUAUGGGUAGUGUAGCACUGAUACCCAAGGAGGGCAGGCUGUCGUAGACAUUCCUCCACAGUCACCUGACCUCACCUGAGCAUUUAUGGGGGCACCUGAGGACUGAGAAAGCCAAGUAUUCCAUGGCAUAUACCAGGGGUCAUCAGGUUUGCACAGACUUGUGGAGCUUGAAUGCAUGUUGUCAUUAAAGCAAAAAGGGGGGCAUACCAAACACAAAGAUUCAACUUUUCACUUAAAUUGUUAACCUAUUAUCAUUUAUACAUUUUUUUUUUAAAUAAUGGCAUUACUGGUGGUCUCAGACUUUUGGACCCCACUGUAUUUGUGCAUAAAAUUCUUCGAAACAAUUAGCAAAAUGUACAAAUAACAAUCUUCAGGUCAUAAACACAGAAAAUGUUGACUAGAUGGGCUCUUAAAUUAGCUCGGCUGUGUGCAGUAGUAGAGAAGAGCAUUGUAUAUGAAAGGCAUAACAUGAGAUUGAAACUUCCAAGGUGCUCGACAGAGCAACCAAGGAGGCCAUCUUGGCUCCUCCCCAUUUUGUUGCAAUACUGACCUUAGCACAAAUGCACAACAAUACUUGUAUUAAUUUUCGGAUGAUGUGGGGGACCAGCUUCACGGAGGCCAUUAGCACUUAUAAACGCUUGCUAUCAUGCAUACUGGUGUCUUUUGUCGACAUAGUUGGCAAUGUGCUGUGCAAGCUUUUUUUUCAUUAUCAUGGGGUGUUCCGGCCCAGAACACAGAACUGCAUGGAUAGCUAGUGGGAACAACAUAUGUGUUUAUCUGUCCUUCGAAUGACCAUAUACCAGCAAAAGAUGAUACUAAAACUAGUUGCUUUAUACAAGCAUACCUCAAAAAGUGGCACAUUGUUGCAGUGUUGCUUUAGACUACUAUAGCUCGACAUUACUGUUAUUAUUUACCAUAAAACUGUGGUACAAUUAUAACAUUUUACAGUUUGUUUUGAAACGGGGUCGGUAUGAUUGGUUAUGGUUGUAUUCUCAUCCGUCUCAAAUAACUUUAUAUUUUUUUAUAUUUAGUCACUUUUUCUUCGUCUUUCUCGGCAGGGAUUGACCACUGCCCGUAAACAUCAGUUCCUGCAUCUGAAACUGAACCUAUUCUUCCUAUUGUUUCAAGAAAAAUUAACAUUGAGAACUGUGAAAAAUAAACUUUUUUUACCAUUUCA